AUGGCAGCAACUUUCCAAGACAACGCUUUAGUUGUUAGGAAGAAGUCGCAAUCGACUCUAUUGUUGAUAAUUAAGAAGAAAUGGGUGCUGGGAAAUUUCUUCUCCGUCGACCUGCCGGCUGUCGGUGAAGUAAUCACGGUGAACUGGAGGAAUGCUAGAGCCCGUGAUACCAUCGACAUAUCCGGCUGGAACAGUUGUAAUGAGCCCAUGGGAGGAUUUGUUGUAAGUGAAUCGGCUGGAGAAAAAAUUAAGGUAAACUUAGAGCCACUGUUACACUUGAUGAGAAAGACGGUGGUUAUCAGUGGAUACUCUGCGAAAUAAACGAGUACUACAAAAGGGGAAGUAAUAAGGUAAACAAGAGAUUUUGUCCUUCCAACGUUGAAAUUAGGAAAAUAGCUCACGAAUUGCAAAUCUUUCUUCCUAAUUUUUAGGUGCCCGAUCAAAAUUUGCCCUACAAAGGGGUGGUUGGUGCGGUGAAACAAGGGGCAAAUAAAUUGACCAAUUAUAUAACAUCACGUUUCUUCCCACGAGAUGUGCCUUUCUAUACAGGGACAAAUGUGAGUCCGGAGCUAAUAGAUGGCCUGCUUGGUCGAGAAGUAUCAUUUGCGGCCUCCAAAAAUACAGGGCCGGAUGGUUAUUCACGUGCUAUUGGCUCCAUCCAGCCAAUUUCUGCAAAUAGAUUACCUAUCACCGUAUACGGCUCCUUCUUUAAGAUAGAUGUAGAUGUCGAGUAUAUUGGUUGUACCGAUGAACAUGGGAACACUAUUGUGUGGAGCGAUCAGUUUGAAUUUAUGGCAGACAUACAUACGCUCUUCAAGAACCGCGCAUUUGGCCUUUAUCGCAUCGAAGCUAUACGGCACCACAAGAAAUUCGAGUUUUCAAGAUGGAAAGUGACUAAGGUAUGCCGGUGCAUCGAGGCACUCGAUGGAAGUGAUGUCGCUCGUUCUUCACGCAGUUCUCCGUGUUCGUCAAGGCACCUCUCGAAACGUUGGGAGGACAAAAAUAAUCGGGUCCGUGACCAUUCAGUUGGAAACGGAUUAGCUAAGAGAACCAAUACACCCCCUAAAAUUCGCAGGAAUCAUGGCUCUGGAGUGGCUGACGUUUCAGAGGUGACAUUAUUUCUUUUUUCAUUUUUUUUCCGUUUUGCGAUAGUCCCAUGUGGAUACGAAAAAUUAGUGAAGACGACGUGCUAA
Haemonchus placei is the source of this 1193-nucleotide messenger RNA. The record is from the annotation of a GenBank genome assembly. Lineage: Eukaryota; Metazoa; Nematoda; Chromadorea; Rhabditida; Trichostrongylidae.